AUGGUAUUAGUGUCACAAUGGGCAGAUAGUGAUGAUGAAGAUCAUAAAUUGCCAAAUAAAGUAAAAGAUAUAGAUCUAACUAAGAAUGAAAAGAAAACUGUUGGAAUAAGUGAGAGUAAGUGGGCAGAUGCAGAAUCAGAUUCAGAUACAAAUGUAAAAGAAAAAGAAAUUAUAAGGCCAAAAGGUCCAAAAAGUUAUAAUCAUAAUAACCAUUAUAGAAAUAAUACCAAUCACAAUAGACAGUACAAUAACGAUCACCAUCAUAACAACAAUAACAAUCAAAGUAAUAAUCAUAAUUAUCAAAACAGAUCACCUAACAAAAGACAGUAUAAAACCAAUCAAUUACAUUAUAAUCAGGCUCCAGAAGAAGAUGACGAUGAUGAUACAGUAUAUGAUGAAGGUGAAGAAGUAGAAGAAAAAUUAUACGCCAAAGGUCCAGUGACUAAGGCUGCUCAAUCCUUAGCCUCAAGAAUAACGUUAGCAAAUAAGUCUUCGUCAAAUAAUAGCAGACCAAAUAGCAAAAACAGUCAUUUUAGUGAAAAUACAGCAUAUGAAGAAGAGGAAGAUCAAGAAGAAGAAUGGGAAGAUGACGACGAUGAUGUAGACGAGGAAGAUGGCGAGGAGGUUGAUGACGAGGAAGAAGACGAUCGUGAUGAUGAUGAAGAUGAUGAAGAGCCAGAAAGACUAGCAGGAUAUGUCAACCCAUUAGCUGCUAGAUUAGAUGGAUUCAAAACCAAUAAUAAACUAGGUCAUACUCAAUCAAAAUUCAAAAAAUCCGGCAAUAAACCGUCAAUAAGAGAAAAAAUUAAAAAUUCAUCAACGUUACCUGAGAUCAAGUCUAAAGAGACACGAACUAAGGGAGCUUCAAUAUCAUUUUCAUCAUUCACAAAAACCCCAAUUAAUAAUAAACAACAAAAAUUCGAUUUUACUAAAACUCAAUCUCGUCAAAAGCAAGUAGAAGAAGAUAUAGUAGAUGAAGAAAAAGAAAGAAAAGAAAAGGAAGAUUUAUUAAAAAUGAUUGAAGAAUUUGAAAGUAAAAAAAUUGAUUGGGCUAGUUUUGAUGAGUAA
This is a messenger RNA of Lodderomyces jiufengensis, 1068 nucleotides long. It is a transcript of the gene FGR50, whose product is annotated as Fgr50p. The transcript has a single exon. The record is from RefSeq and is a predicted model, not a curated record. Lineage: Eukaryota; Fungi; Ascomycota; Pichiomycetes; Serinales; Debaryomycetaceae. The coding region runs from base 1 to 1068 and encodes 355 amino acids.